AGGUGCCGUUCCGAUUUUUGACACUUGCUUACGUUUUGAUGUGUUUUUGACAAGCAAAUUAAAAAAUAGUUUAAUUUUAAUGUAUUCCUGUAGAUUUUUUAAAUAAAAAAUAGAAUUGUUGUCUUUUGUAUUUAUUUAAAAUAUGAAUGACACAACCGAUUGGCAAAGUAUUGAAAAAGACGAUUUCUUAAAACAAUUUCUAAGUGACAAUGAACAGCAAAGUGCCGUUAGUCAGAUACUAUCCGUAACUCAACAACUUAAUAGGUUAGGUGAAGCCAUUGCAGUUUUGGAUGCGGAAUUGCAAAAGCAGGUACUCGCCAAUUACGAAGAUUUACUUUCUCAAGCAACAUGGGUAGAGAAACUCGAAGAGGUUUUAGCAGUGAUGCAGAGUCAUGUGCAGAGCCUUUUAUCGGCUGUGGAACGAUUGCGAGGAAAGGUUGUCGAACCUUUCAACCGAAUAGAAACGCAAACAUUAAUGCUUGCGAGGCUUCAUGAAACUUCGGAUUUAUUACGUAAAAUUGCGAGAAUGCAGCAUUUGUCGAAACGUUUGAAUUCACAAAUGAGUAGCAGUAAUAAUGGACCUGACGUUGUUAAAGCUGCCAAUUGCCUUCACGAGCUUGAAUUGCUAAUAUCGGACUCGGAUUUAAGUAAUUUAGACAUAAUCGCAGAUGAUCAACAAACAAUAAAAUCUCAUAGAAUGACGGUGCAAAAAGUAGCCACUCAUGCUUUGACUAGUGGAUUGCAAGCUAAAGAUAGAGGACAGGUUAGCACAGCAGUACAAGUAUUUGAAAACCUAGGAAUUCUUGACAAUGCAAUAAAAACGAUAGAAUCUUCUGCUUCUUCGGAAAUUGAAGAUUUUGCGAGAGAAGCUCUUGAUGUUUCUUUAGCUUCUAAUCAAGAUUCGACAAAAAGAGGAGCUCCUGGAAGAGCAAUGGUACCUUCUCCAGGUUCUUCGGGAAAUCUUCGCAACAGGUUGUGGGAAAAUCUGGAAAGACUUUUCCAGGAUUCGAUAUACAACCAGUGCAUUCAAAUUGAGUUGCUGCAAAGGAUAUUGUUGGAAAACCAUUCGCAAAAGUUUGAAAAUAUGUCGCAAGCUUUUUGGGACAAGGUGACUGCGAUGGUUGCAAAUAUCCUUGUAGAACGUGCUCAAGGAUCUUCUUUCAUAAAACAGGCCUUGGAAGGCGAGUAUCCAAAAUUCUUGAGAAUCUUCCUGGACUUGAGUAAACAUCUUAAAGAGCGUUCGCAGGCGAUUGGAACAUACUCUGUAAAUCGAAAUAUUUUAGCUCCUUUUGAGAAUGCUUAUUUGUCAAGAUCAGUCUCCAGGCUUUUGGAUCCGGUUCAUACAAUGUUUUCUGGAGAUGGCGCUCCUGGUCAGGAAGAAAUCGACAGCCUGAUUAGAACCAUAACGAGUGAACUGAGUGUUUCGCUAGUGGAUGAAGGCCUAUCAACAGUCGUGGCUCGAAACGUAGGCAAAGCAAUUCGCCUAUUCUGUUUGAAAUGUGAGCAAAAUUUGUUAACAGGAGGUGAAGCGAGUCAAGUAAUUGAUUCUCCGACUGCGGGACAGCAAACAAACGUCACACUGGCAAAUCUUUUACAUUAUCUUUCCACUCAGACGAAUAGAGUCAUCGCUAAUUUGUCAAGUAGUCUACCGUCAGAAGGUGCCGCUGUAAUUGCAACAGCCCUCGAAGAUACGAGCACUUUGUCGAAAAAUAUUCUCGCACCUUUGCUUUCUUCAAUCAAUGAUGCGAUUGAGAGCAUUAUUUUAACUAUGCACGACGAUCCUGAAUUUCGAGAGCCCAGUAGUCCCCUGGGAAGAGAAGUUGGAGCCUCGCUUUACAUGCGAGAACUUCAGGGAUUUAUUCUUCGUUCUGUGAAUACUUUCCUCGCUCCUUACAAGAAUCAAACUGUAGUUGCGGAAUGUUGUAAAUCUGUUGCGUCGAGGUGUAUUGAAUUAUUUGUGAGACACGCCUGUUUGCUGAGACCUUUAAGCGAUUAUGGAAGAGCAAAACUUAUCGCCGACUUUGCACAGAUGGAAGUAGCGGUCGCUCCUCUUUGUCGAGGAGGACAACUAGGUUCUCUUGAACAGCAACAGUACAGAAUAUUGAGAGCUCUGAGAGCCCUUCUUCCUCUAGACGCUGAAGAAAUGGUACAGAAAGUUUUGGAAGAUGGAGAAAGCAGUGUUCCACCUUCUCUUAUACUUUUACAUCUCUUUUCGGGAGCGCCUUCUGAUCUACAAUCUCCCCAUCAGAGUGCCAACUGGUCCAUCAGUCGAUUGUCAAAAUGGAUGGACAGUCACCCGAGUGAAAAGGAACGACUCGCAUUAAGCAAUGGUCCUCUCCAACGUUAUCAAUUAACAGUUCGACAACGCAAUCUUCCCUCUUUCCACAACCUCUUCCCCUUAAUGACCAAAUUAGCCAGCUUUUACGAUCGUUGAAUUUUACAAUUUGAAACUGUCCUCUAAGAUCCCUCUUCGUUUUCCAAUGAUUGUUAUACGAAAAUAUUUAGAAAAUAAAUAAAUACAUCAAAGUCCA
Molecule: messenger RNA, 2531 nt
Organism: Belonocnema kinseyi
Lineage: Eukaryota; Metazoa; Arthropoda; Insecta; Hymenoptera; Cynipidae
Gene: fws
Product: conserved oligomeric Golgi complex subunit 5
Exons: 14
Coding region: 143-2434 (763 amino acids)
Biological process (GO): intra-Golgi vesicle-mediated transport
Cellular component (GO): COG complex
Source: RefSeq, a predicted model, not a curated record